Molecule: messenger RNA, 2637 nt
Organism: Cylicocyclus nassatus
Lineage: Eukaryota; Metazoa; Nematoda; Chromadorea; Rhabditida; Strongylidae
Source: the annotation of a GenBank genome assembly
AUGAAGAUAUACAAUGAAGAUGGUAUUGCUAUUGAUGCAGAAAAUGACAAACAAAAAUAUGAAUUAUUCAUGGCUAACGAUAAUCAGGUAGCGUUGGGCUGUAACAUUCCUUUGGCAUAUGCCGAGUAUAUUUAUGAUAUUGAUGAUAUUAAUGUCGUGCCGAGUGACUUUUUGGAGGCGUUCGCUCACAUGUUGGCUGCUAAUAUAGCAAUACCAUUAACAGGAAGUCAGGAAUUGAAAAACAUGGAAUAUCAACUUGCCACCGUGGCUUUGCAAGAUGCGAGAUAUCACUCUGCAAUGGAACGGGAAAUAUCGCCGGAAGUGGCUAAUCAAGUGACUCUUGAUAAAUAUCAAUAUGCAUUACUUAAAGCAGAAAACGCAGUUAUUCGUCCGGCUGGUCCAGUAUAUAAGAGGCCAGGUACAGAAUACAUAGAUACAAUAGACCCAGACGGUUUGGGCGACUUCAUUUCUAUGGUAGAAUACAGAAUAACAAACGAAGACCUGUUGCGUGAUGGUGGUAGAGAUUAUAGUAUCUUGGUGAUUAUUGGCACCAAUAACAUAUAUGCUUAUAAAAAAGGACGCUAUAUCGCUCAUUGUGCAUCACCAUUCAGUAAUCGUUCGGCUAAUCUCUAUAAUAAAUUAAGAUUUUCACAGAGCGGCGAAUUGCUAUUUAUUGCAAGCGGAUAUUAUCCAUUAAAAGUUUUGAGAAUAUAUAUGGCUCCUCAAGCAGUACAGCCGACUAUGACUUGUACUAAUUACAACAUAACAUCGCCAUAUUUCUCUGAUGAAGGUAUUAAUGUUAGUGACAAUUUCAAGAUGCAUGUUUCAGCAACAACAGGGAAUAGUGUUAAUUUAGUAGCAAACGAAGACAUAUUCAUUAGUUCUCCAGAGGAAGACACAAUGGUUGGAGCAAAAUUUCGUCUGACACAUAUGGUUGAUAGUGUAAGCGUCAGCAAGACAUUCAAUAGUACCAGUACAAGCGGCAAUGUUACCGUUGGCAGUAGUUGGAAGAUAAUAACAAGUGGCACUUGGGAUGGUGUCAUGAAAAUACAGGCAUCUUAUGACAAUGGUACUUCUUGGCAUGACUACAGGCAAUACAACAGCAAAUCAAAUUUCAAUGUAACAGAAAGUGGUACGGUCACCGAAGAAACGUUGUUGAGAAUGUCAUACACACAUACUUCCGGAAGUUGCACGGCGGUAUUAACGGCAUUGCCUUAUGAACAUGCAGGAAUUAUCCAAAUCACGAGUAUAACAAACGCACGUAAUGCAAUAGGUAAUGUGAUUAAAUCUUUUGCAUAUACAACAGAUACACAUAUUGUUGCAAUGGAUAUGUUCACAAAUAACUAUUCUGGAUAUCCGGGUACCGUUUCUUUCUUUCAAGAUAGAUUGUGUUUUGGCGGAACAAAGAGAUUUCCCUAUAUGAUAUGGAUGAGCAAAAGCGGGGAUUAUCCAAAUUUUAGCGUGGAAAAAGCGGGCGGAACAUUGACAGAUGAUAGUGCUAUCGCAAUAUCUUUAAUAUCAAGACAACAAUUCAAUAUUAAGUUUUUGUCGGUGGCAACAGAUAUGUUUAUAUUCACUAACGGCAACGAAUGGGUAAUAGAUGGAAGCACAACCGUCACUCCCACGAAGAUACAAACUAAAUUACAAACAUCACGAGGGAGCUAUGAUGCAGAGCCAUUACUAAUAGGCAACAAACACAUAUUUGUCGAGGCAUUAGGUAAUAAUGUUAGAGAGGUUGGUUAUGACUUUAAUAGUGAUAGUUACACCGGGGACAAUUUAAACAUAUUGGCUUCUCACAUUACAGCAGAAGACAAAUUGAACAUGAUGUCUUACAAAAAUGAACCUGAUAGUAUCAUCUUUUUUAAGCCGUCUAAUAGUAAUUCUUUGAAUAGCAAAACUUACGGUAAAUUGAUGUGUUUAACCUAUAUUCCAGAGCAGAAGGUCUACGCAUGGAGCACUAUGCAAACAAACGGCGGAAUAAUGGGUAUUUGCUCUUGUCGAGAUGUCAAAGACGACCCCAAUAGAACAGCAGAUUAUAUAUAUAUGUUAACUGAACGGAACGGCAUCAUAUAUUUAGAGCGAUUUGCCAAUAAUGACAAUACAAGCACUAAUCCUAAUGAUUACUGCAUGUUAGAUUGUUCUAAAAAGUUUAAUUACUCAACACCACAAACUACUUUUCAAAUAUCGCAUUUACCUAACACAAUAGUUACGGUAUUAGGUGAUGGACGUGCUUAUCCAAAUUUAACAACAGAUGCCGCAGGUAAUGUUACAAUCCCGGGUGCCGGAGUCAAGGUUGCUCGCAUUGGUUUGGCAUAUACACUUAAUUUGGAACUGCCAAACAUAGAGAACCGAACAAGUGAUGGCACAAUGCAAGGAAGAGAGAAGCACAUAUCUAACUGCAUAUUACGAUUAAGCAACACUCUUGGAGGUUAUGUUGGGCGUGAUUUUAAUGUUCAGGACGAGAUUAAAUAUGACGAAAUAUUAAGUGUAGAUAAUAUUAAAUUAUUUACCGGUGACAAAAGAAUAUCGUUGCCAAUGGGUGGGUUUGAUAUUGAAGGGCGUAUUACAAUAACGAGCAGUUCCCCUUAUCCUUUUAAUUUAUUAAUGGCAGUAAGAGUGGUGACUUUUGGUGGAUAA